Messenger RNA from Leptomonas pyrrhocoris, 1755 nucleotides. RefSeq lists its product as hypothetical. Lineage: Eukaryota; Euglenozoa; Kinetoplastea; Trypanosomatida; Trypanosomatidae. The transcript has a single exon. The record is from RefSeq and is a predicted model, not a curated record.
CUGGCUGACGAGCUGGAGAAGCAGAAGGCGGAGAACGAGAAGCUCGCGGAUGAAGCUGAGAAGCUCGCUGCGGAGCUGGCCGACCGCGACGCCGAGGUCGCUGCGUUCCGCCAGAAGCGCCAGGAUGCGAAGGACGCACGCGCGGACGAGCCGGAGCUGGCUGCUGCCGAUGGCGUCCCGCCGCGCAGUGACCGUGCCAGCAGCCGUGGCCGUCCGGCGCAGCAGGUGGACCCCACGAGGGAGCCUGUGGACCCGCAGCAGAUUGCGGACGAGCCGCUGUACGCCGUGACGCUCGACGAACUGAAGGACAAGCAGGAUGCGCUCGCCAAGGCACAGGAUGAUGCGGAUAAACUGGCUGACGAGCUGGAGAAGCAGAAGGCGGAGAACGAGAAGCUCGCGGAUGAAGCUGAGAAGCUCGCUGCGGAGCUGGCCGACCGCGACGCCGAGGUCGCUGCGUUCCGCCAGAAGCGCCAGGAUGCGAAGGACGCACGCGCGGACGAGCCGGAGCUGGCUGCUGCCGAUGGCGUCCCGCCGCGCAGUGACCGUGCCAGCAGCCGUGGCCGUCCGGCGCAGCAGGUGGACCCCACGAGGGAGCCUGUGGACCCGCAGCAGAUUGCGGACGAGCCGCUGUACGCCGUGACGCUCGACGAACUGAAGGACAAGCAGGAUGCGCUCGCCAAGGCACAGGAUGAUGCGGAUAAACUGGCUGACGAGCUGGAGAAGCAGAAGGCGGAGAACGAGAAGCUCGCGGAUGAAGCUGAGAAGCUCGCUGCGGAGCUGGCCGACCGCGACGCCGAGGUCGCUGCGUUCCGCCAGAAGCGCCAGGAUGCGAAGGACGCACGCGCGGACGAGCCGGAGCUGGCUGCUGCCGAUGGCGUCCCGCCGCGCAGUGACCGUGCCAGCAGCCGUGGCCGUCCGGCGCAGCAGGUGGACCCCACGAGGGAGCCUGUGGACCCGCAGCAGAUUGCGGACGAGCCGCUGUACGCCGUGACGCUCGACGAACUGAAGGACAAGCAGGAUGCGCUCGCCAAGGCACAGGAUGAUGCGGAUAAACUGGCUGACGAGCUGGAGAAGCAGAAGGCGGAGAACGAGAAACUGGCGAAUGAACUCGAGAAGGAGAAGGCAGACAAUAAGAAGCAACGGGACGAAGCGGAUGAGCUGACGGACGCGUUGAACAAGGCGGCAGAGUCUCUAGCCGAAAAGGCUUCUGAAGCGGCACGUGCGGGUGAGGAAGCGGAGCGGCAAGCUGCCAACAACGAAAAGCUUGGUGCGGAGCUGGAACAGGUCCGUGCAGCGACUGAGAAGGCCGAGGACGAGGCGCAAGAGCAGCAGAAGGAAAAUGAGCGACUCUACGAUGACAUUGCGGCACUGUCGAAGGAGCUGGACGAUGUGAAGGAAGCUGCUCGGGAAGCUGCGAAUGAGCGGGAGGAGGAUAAAGCGGCGGCGGAGGCACAACUCCUUGAUGUCCUGAUGGAACUGAAGAAACUUCAGGGCAUCAACGACGCCUUGGAGGCGCUCCUGAAUGAUAAGGAUCGUGACAUCAAGACGCUGAACACGCACAAUGAGCUCUGGCCCGAGCCGAACGGUGAAAAGAAUCAGAUGGUGACGCGUCAUACCAAGAUCUUUGACGGCAAUUGGGAGAAGCUGCUUCGCGAGCGACCGGAGGCGUUGUUCGCUUCGUUUGUUGUCGAUGCCAGUAACGCGUGCCAUGUUCCUGGAGACCACAUCGGGAACGUUAAUUUUGACCACGACUAA